AUAAGGAUGAAGUGCUGCCCAUGUGACUCCAAAGGUCAGCUGGCCCAUCCAGUCCAGGACGUCCUGGCAACAUCUGGACCAGACAGAUGGUGGCAGUCCAAGAAAGGAGUAAAUCCAGUCACUCUCCAGUUUGACCUCAAUAACUUGUUCCAGCUUGACAACCUCGUGCUCRACUUUAAGGGUCCUCGUCCCCAAGCCUUCGUGAUAGAGAGGUCUGUGGACAACAGUCGAACGUGGGAGCCUGCUCUCUACUUCGCCACAGACUGUCAGAAAGCCUUUCCAGGUGUUCCAACAACAGUACCUCUUACUCUGGACCAGACGUACUGCCACACCCUACGCCGUCACCCUGACGCGUACAAAGAUGAGAGGAUUGAGUUCAGUCCACUGCGUCAGUAUUUGUCUGUUCCGGCUCCAAACGGCCAAAAACGUGAAGUGAAGUCUGGGUUCACAAGUCUCCGGCUCAGGCUGACUGAGCUGGGCGAGGUGCCCCACCAACCAGGGAGGUCUCUCAGCAGAUUUUACGCCCUGCAGGAAAUGAAGGUGAUGGGCAGCUGUAUGUGCCAUGGUCACGCAAACCGCUGUCUGCCAGAAGAAGAAGACAAUGGMUUCAACACUAUCCAGGUGAACCCUCAGUGUGACUGCAGGCACCACACAGCUGGUACAAACUGUGAGCGCUGRGCUGAACUCUACAAUGAUCUGCCCUGGAGACCUGCAGAGGAAGGAAACACUCACACAUGCAAACGCUGUGAGUGCAACAACCAUGCCCAGCGCUGUCACUUUGACCCAGAGGUAUAUGAGGCCAGUGGGAGAACGAGUGGAGGGGUAUGUGAGAGUUGUAUGCACCACACUACAGGGCCAAAGUGUGACCGGUGUGCCCCAGGCUACCAGCCAAACCCUCGCAGCCGAAUGGACCAAUCUGAUGCAUGCAUACGAUGUAUUUGCGGAAGUGAAGGGACAGUGAAUGGGGCCCAGUGUGAGGACAGCUCAGGCUCCUGUCAGUGCAAAGCGAAUGUGGAGGGUCUCCGAUGUGAUCGCUGUAAGAGAGGACACUACGGCCUGAGCCAGUCCAACCCUUUGGGUUGCAGCAGAUGUUCCUGUUCCCCGGAUGGCUCCCUGUCAGAUGUGUGUGACCUUCUGACCGGUCAGUGUCCCUGUCGCCCGCAUUUCCAUGGUCGCACCUGUGAUGUGUGUUCGAAAGGCUACUGGAAACCAAUGCUAUCGAAUCGCUGUGAGCCCUGUGGCUGUGAGCCCACCGGGUCGAACAGUGACACCUGCGACAAGCUGACAGGUCAGUGUGAGUGCAGACAAGGCUUUGGAGGCCGGACGUGUUCUGAGUGCCCAGACAACAUGUAUGGGAACCCUUUGAUCAGCUGUCGGCCAUGUCAGUGUGAUGUGGAGGGAACCCUGCCAGGAGUGUGUGAUAAGCAGACGGGUGUGUGUUUGUGUAAGCAGGGCAUCACUGGGACUCGCUGUGACAUGUGCGGUCCUGGACACUGUGACUCUUUCCCCACCUGUGAGCGCUGUCCCUCCUGCUUCUUUACCCUGGACCUCCAGAGAAAAAACAUCAGCUUAGCUGCGGAGAAACUUUCUCUCAGGUCCCCCUCUGUUCCUGGAGGUGAUGAUGAGYAUGUUGGACUUCGCAUUCAGGCCCUUGAAGCUAGCCUGAAUCUAAUCAGGAAUACUGUUUCCCGUCCGCCCAACACUGUUACACCCAUUGACAACGCUCUUGUCCAGCUUGCCAAACUUAGGAACGAUCUGGACAAAGUUGAUAAUGAUCUUCCAGCCAACGUGGGAACUCCUGACCUGGAGUCUGAACUGAACCGACUGCAGGCUCUGCUUGACAGCCUAACUCUGACUUAUAAAGCCAAGAAGAAUGCUGUGGAAAACUCCAUAGAUCCCAGCAAUACAGGAGCAUUUCUUACCAUUAAGAAUGCCUAUGACGUGUCAACAGAUGCAGCCAAGAAAGUUAAUACCAGCACAAACAUAGUUGAAGAGUCAAUGGACCUUAGAAAAGAGACAAAAGACAUUCAGAGCAAAGUACAAGAAACCAACACCAGAGACCUGAAUCAAAUGAACCAGACCUUGGCCUCACAGCCAGACCUUAUUCCCACUGCUAAACAGGUGUGUGGAAGUGUUCGAUCAGAGCCUUGUACUCCUCUUGAGUGUGAGGCAGGGGCUUUAUGCCCACCAGAGGGAACUCCUCCUUGCAAAACGGGAAAAAACUGUGUUGGUGCUUUGCCUUUGAGCAACAAGGCAUUUGCUGACGUCAACAAUGUGAAGGAUCGACUGGAUAAGCUCAACGUGAAGAUGACGGACGCAGCAGAGAUGCUUCAAAAGACACAAGAGACAACGAAUGAAAUUCGGCAGUCAGCAAUGGACCUGUCCAACAAACUAAAGAAAGCCAGAGAUCAGCUUGAAGAAGAUUUAAAUGACACACGCACGUUUGUGAAGGAACUCAAAGACUUCUUGUCAAACCCAACCUCCAACCUGACCCAGAUACAGGAGAUAAGUGACUGGAUCCUGAAGGCCAAAGUACCCCUCAGCCCGGAUACACUGAAGAUGAAACUAGAGGAACUAAAGAAUCUGGCAGCAAAUUUACCAAACAGCACGGCUGUGCUAAAGGAGGCUGAACCCCAGCUAGACACAGCRAGAAAACUACUGCAGGAGGCCCAGGAUGCCAGGGACAAGGCACUGGGAGUGAAGACUAAUGUGACCAACCUGAAUGCAGGCUUAGACUCAGCUGAUGAAGCCCUCUCUGACCUGGAGAAAAAACUGCAAGAAAGCAUGGAUACCACAGAAAACCUGAAUAAAACCCUGACACAAGUCAAGGACCAACUGAGCCCAGCAGAGAAGGUUCUGGAUGAUGUGUCCACACUGAUAAAGCCAAUGGAAACCCAACUGGGUGAGCUGAAGGAGCUGCUGAAGAAUGGCCUUCAGAAGGCACAGGAUUCACAGGAAAAUGCAGACAAAGCUGAGGAAGAUACAGCUGCAGCAAAUCAGGACCUGCUGACUCUGGAGAAACAACUCAAUCAACUUAAAGAUCAAGGAGCCACCACGCCAGCUGGAGAAGCAGGCCUUAUUGCAGAUCGACUUGCAAAACUCAAAGACAGUGCUGGAACUUUAGCUAACACCACUGAAACUAUGCUGACGUCUCUAGCAGGAAAAGCAGAUUCUCUUCAAGCACUUCAGGACGAGAUCUUGCAGAAAUCAACAAAACUCGAAGGACUUGAUGCCAAAUUAAAGGACCUCCUGGCAAAACUUAGACAAAAGGCUAAAGAUUUUAUUGGGUGUCAGGGUUAGGAGUUAGCAGACACAAGCACCUGCAGGACCUCUCAGCAUAUUUUCAUCGUUCACACUGUUCUCUUACAGUUUUAUAUAUUUGCACUCUUGAUAUAGCAUAUUUUUUCCAAACAAAAAUGCCUGAGUUUCAAACUUUGACAACCAGUUAAUCUGCAACAUGCUCUACAGUGGACAUAAUACAGUUUUUCUCUGUUACUAAAACACUAAAUCCUGUUGUCUGAACCAAAUGCUCAGUUCCUUGAACCCAUUUAUUAAAAUGGCAGCCCUUUUGUCAGAACACUAAGCACGGUUCACCCAGUUAGACACAACAUGCAGACCUAUUUUCACCACUAAAACACAUUUUGCUCUUUGGUUCACAUGGGUUCCACAAGCACAGGUAGCAAAAGUGAGACACAAAUAAAGCACUGCUGCCUGAUCUGAAACACAGCAACUCAAAAUAGAUCACACUUGUGUCUAAUGAUGUGAACAAACCAAUACAAGGCAGUACAAGGAGCCCUGCUAAUCAAAGCUUCACUGUGAAUAGAAACAAUCACAGAGGCAAGUACUAUAAAUAUAUAUACUGUAAAUAACUGCAUGCAGUUUUGUUGGUGCAAUGGAUUUGUACACUUAGAUAAAAACAAAAAGUAUACACACACAUACACACACACACACACACACACACACACACACACACAC
Molecule: messenger RNA, 3975 nt
Organism: Austrofundulus limnaeus
Lineage: Eukaryota; Metazoa; Chordata; Actinopteri; Cyprinodontiformes; Rivulidae
Gene: lamb3
Product: laminin subunit beta 3
Biological process (GO): axon guidance; tissue development; basement membrane assembly
Cellular component (GO): laminin trimer
Source: RefSeq, a predicted model, not a curated record